CGCGUCUGCCGUCGGCUGCUGCAGGCCUGGGAACCAACCGGGACCUGGGCUUGGGAGCCACCUCCAGAGCCAGAAAUUAAUGAAGAGGACCCCCUUCCAGCAUGCACACCCAGUCCACAAGACCUCAAAGAGUUGGAGUUUCUGACCCAGGCACUGGAGAAGGCUGUUCGGGUUCGAAGAGGCAUCACGAAGGCUGGAGAAAGAAACAAGGCCCCCAGCCUGAAAUCUAGGUCCGUUGUCACCUCUCCUGGCACGACAGCCUCCACCCCACCCCAGUCCCCAGGCCAAGCUGGUGGCCAUGCUUCAGACAGGAGACCCACCAAGGGCCUCCGCCAGACCACAGUGCCUGCCAAGGGCCGCCCUGAGCGCCGGCUGCCGUCAGUGCCGGAUAGGACCCGUGCUGGGAUAGGAGCCCGAGCCCCCAGGCCUGGAGCGGGCCUCAGGAACCAGCAUAUGGCCCCAUCGGCUGCUCCUCAGGCCCCAGAAGCCUUCACACUCAAGGAAAAGGGGCACCUGCUGCGGCUGCCUGCGGCAUUCAGGAAAGCGGCUUCCCAGAACUCGAGCCUGUGGGUCCAGCUGAGUUCCAUGCAGACCAGUGAUUCCAUGGAUGCCGCUGCCGCCAAAACCCAGUUCCUCCAGAACAUACAGACAGCUUCAGGCGGGUCGCAGCCCAGGCUCAGUGCUGCGGAAGUGGAGGCAGAGGCGAGGCGCCUGCGGAAGGCCUGUUCGCUGCUGAGACUGCGUGUGAGGGAGGAACUCUCAGCAGCCCCAAUGGACUGGAUGCAGGAGUACCGCUGCCUGCUCACGCUGGAGGGCCUGCAGGCCAUGGUGGGCCAGUGUCUGCAGAGGCUGCAGGAACUGCGUGCAGCGGUGGCGGAACGGCCACCAUUACCGUGUCCUGUGGGGAGGCCCCCCAGAGCCUCGCCGUCCUGUAGGGGCGGAGCGGAGCCUACGUGGAGCCCCCAGCUGCUUGUCUACUCCAGCACCCAGGAGCUGCAGACCCUGGCGGCCCUCAAGCUGCGAGUGGCCGUGCUGGACCAGCAGAUCCACUUGGAAAAGGUCCUGAUGGCUGAACUCCUCCCCCUGGUAAGUGCUGCACAGCCGGAGGGGCGGUCCUGGCUGACCCUGUGCCGGGCUGCACACAGCCUGCUCUGCGAGGGAGGCGCACGUGUCCUCACCAUCCUGCGAGAUGAACCUGUGGACUGAGCCUUUCCCAUGCUGC
Messenger RNA from Mandrillus leucophaeus (drill), 1222 nucleotides. RefSeq names its product chromosome unknown open reading frame, human C16orf59 (gene TEDC2). The transcript has 9 exons. The record is from RefSeq and is a predicted model, not a curated record. NCBI's taxonomy places the organism in Eukaryota, Metazoa, Chordata, Mammalia, Primates, Cercopithecidae. The annotation marks the transcript as partial.